This is a messenger RNA of Rodentolepis nana, 1434 nucleotides long. Lineage: Eukaryota; Metazoa; Platyhelminthes; Cestoda; Cyclophyllidea; Hymenolepididae. The record is from the annotation of a GenBank genome assembly.
AUGUGUGAAGUCAAAAAACACUCAGAAAUAAAAAGCGGCCAAUUCAUGGUGAGCAAUCUGGACGACUCAGACGCUGAACGAGACGAAGAUGAGCCAGUAAUAAGAAAGAGUGCUGAAACGGUCAAAGAUCUGAGCAGGGCUGUUGAAUUUGAUGCACUUCCUUCACUUUUCGAAAGCCUCAGUCUUGCGUAUGUAGGAAGAACUGUUACCAGUCCGCGUUGGAGUUACUUUAUGGGUACUGGUUUCCAACUUAAGCAAAAAGUUCGGCUUAAUAAUAUAAUAUGGAGGGAGUAUCACAUGCAAUAUGUAAGACAACAUGAACCAGUGGUUGUCAAAUUCGAGGUUCCAUCUGCGGAUUCAACUAAUAUUGAUCGACAGUGCUUGGUGAUGAAUGGCAAAUUCUGGAAUCAGCACUCAAAAAAGCUAACUUUUGAAUAUAGGCGAUGGCGAACCUUUUUCAUAAACCAUCUCCGCUCUAAAGUAGACUCCAAAGCUUCAAAUCGUUCAGAUAAACGCCACACAGAUUUUGAGUUGCCUUUGGAUUUUCCCUCCAAAAUUCCUUUUGUUGACGAUAGGGAUGCGAUUAAUGAUGUUGCACCUUCCUCUGGUAUCGGGAGUCCGCGUUUUCUUGACGAUCUCAUGAAGGAAUUUGAUGGAAAUCUUGACUUGUUUUUGGAUCAGCCCUUUCCAGAUCCCAGAGACACAUCUAUGUUGGGAAAUUCUGAUAUUAUGCAACCCGGUUUGACUCAACUCCAGCCUAAUUCAGAGAGCUAUCGAAACGAUCUAAUCACGGGUUUACUUCAGCAACCAGCCAUGCCAACCAUAAUGGAGGAUGAGUACUCCAGCACUUGUGCUUACAAUCGUCAUUCAGGUGGCUCCUCCUACACAUCAUCUCAAGCUAUUCAUAACUAUCAGCCAUUAGCGCCACAAUUUCAGCAUGGUAUAUCGAACUGCUCCUAUCCUUACUCUUCCCAGGGUACCACUUUUCGAACCUAUCCUCUUCCGGAAUGUGGCUAUGCGAAUAAACCCUUUUUUGGUUCAGAGGUGACUCCUCAACCAGCUCCCUGUAAGCCAAUUCGGUUCGCGGAACCAGAGACAGGAAAACAAAAUGGGGGAAAUCUUGCCCUCUUGAAUGCUUUGCUACAAAAGCCAUCAUCCACAGUUUCUCUGGCGAGACGAGGAAUUCGAGAGCGUCGUCAUUCAAAUUCCUCUUCUGUAGCGUCUGCCUCUUCCCCCGAGACGGCGUCUUCACACACGGGUGGUCCCUACAAGAGACAGCAAAGCCUUUCGACAGGUACUCCAGCCUUGAUUGUGGAUCUUUCAAGGGAGAGAAUUAAUUCUCCGCCAUCCGGAUCUACUGGGUCUGGUUCAGGUGCGUUAUAUGUCGAAGAUAUGUCCUCCGGUUUUGUGGAUACAUCAACUCCUAUCCGUUAG